This is a messenger RNA of Carica papaya (papaya), 1149 nucleotides long. Its product is annotated as F-box protein At1g30790-like. Gene Ontology annotation, molecular function: protein binding. NCBI's taxonomy places the organism in Eukaryota, Viridiplantae, Streptophyta, Magnoliopsida, Brassicales, Caricaceae. The record is from RefSeq and is a predicted model, not a curated record.
AUGACUCUCUCCCGCUCUCCUGUUCCUCCCGAUAUCAUCCUCGACAUUCUCAUUAAGCUUCCUGUCAAGUCCUUAGUCCGUUUCCGCUGCGUUUCCAAACUCUGCGCCUCCAUGAUCACUGCUCAAUCUUUCGCCAAACACCAUUUCAUUCUUGCUCCGAAGAAACCGCCUGCUCUCCUGAUCAUUUGCGCCACCAGACUCCCGCUAAUCCAAGCGCAUUCCUUCUUCUCCGCCGACAUCAAUGGCGGACAAGCCAUUCGACGUAUGAUAGUGCCGCCUCGAUUAUCACGUUACACAACUCAUUCAGUAAACGGCAUUGUCUGUAUGGAUUUCGGACUUUCGGCCACCAUCUGCAACCCCAGCACCAGGGAGUCCAUUGCUCUCCCUUUGGUUUGCCCUCUCAAAUCCCCUCUCGCCUCCUCUACUUACUUCUGCGUCAACUCAUUCGGAUUUGACCCCGUUGAGAAGCUCUACAAAGUUUUGAAUUCCUGGAUUGUUGCAGGAGAAGCUUCAAAUUACAGAGUUCCAAAUUUUGUCCGGUACUGUGUGUUCACCCUGGGGAGUUCUUCUAUAUCAUGGAGGGUAAUUCCCGGUGGACCUCCUUAUUAUCCACAACGCGAGAGUGUUUGCAUCAAUGGCGUGAUAUAUUUCAGGAGUUGGGUAACAGUGAGCAGGACAAGUGAUCGAGUUGUUCUGGUUGGAUUCAAUCUCCAUAACGAGACAUUCGAGGUGACGCAACUCCCCGAAGGCGCGGGAAAAUUAGCAGAUUCAUCAUCCCUAUUAAAAUUUUGUGGGACUUUGGGGAUUGUUGAUUCCCGAAUUGGCUACGACAAUAAGGUGAGUGUUUGGUUAUUUCAACACGAUUCCCCUGAUAAAUUCUGGGUAAAACACAGUAUAAUUUUCCCUCCUUACUUGAGAAAAAUAGGAGGAGAACAGGAUUAUGUUGUUGUGGGUACGAUUCAUACGGGAGAGGUCAUACUGGUGCCUAGUGUUUUAUCAAAGCAUUUCUACGUGUUUUAUUACAAUAAUGAGAAACAGAAGCUGAGGAGGGUUAGAAUACAGGGGUUGCCUGAAUAUAAACCUCUUGAUUUCUUUUGUAAUGGUGUUACAGUUACCAGUUAUGAAGAAAAUGUUGUGUCCUUUUCGUAA